Trichophyton rubrum CBS 118892 is the source of this 2885-nucleotide messenger RNA. RefSeq lists its product as uncharacterized. NCBI's taxonomy places the organism in Eukaryota, Fungi, Ascomycota, Eurotiomycetes, Onygenales, Arthrodermataceae. Bases 381 to 2708 code for a protein of 775 amino acids. Gene Ontology annotation, cellular component: nucleus. The record is from RefSeq and is a predicted model, not a curated record. The transcript is spliced from 2 exons.
GCCGGGCCAUGGGCUCUUCCUGCGGGCUCUUGCAUCAAAGGAAGCUUCUCAAGAUACCGAUUCACCAUCCUGCUUCACUGGAUAUUGCCCUCUGCUGCCAACUUCACUUGCCAACAACUCACCUUUUCGCCUGCUUUCUUGCCUCUUACAACAUACACAUCCAACUCUUCAAGCUGCUCGCUCCUCAUAUCCUCCUAUAAGAAGAAAAAAAAAAAUAAUAAACCAAAAAAAUAUAAAGGCAUCUCCGUCUUGCUUCUCUUGCUCCACAGGGAACCACUCUAGCCUGUGUUGUUAUCACCCUUUUCUUCCUCUUUUUUUUUUUUUUUUUACCUUGAUAUCAAAGAGACAGCUCAGAUCUUGAUACUUAUCCAGCUGUCAUCAUGAGCUAUGCCGAGCGUUUGAAUAUGCUCUUUGACGGGGAGGAUGCUGGCCUGUUGGGGAUAGACGUCGGCCUACGUGAGGUGAGGAUUGAUACUCAGGAUCAGUCGGGCCAGAACCAAGACCAGGCCCCAGAUUUGCCUCUGCUGGAUGUCGUAGAGGUCGAAGUUGCCAACCCCGGGGACAAGCAAGCUGAGGCCUCGUCAGACGACGCCACCGAGAUCCAGGCUGCGGAGCCGGAGAUGGGGACAGCAGCGUCCAAGGAAGAUAUCCCUGCCACAGAAGCCAGGCCACGCGCUGGAGAGACGACCUACUUCUGCCCCAUUGAAAUCCUGUCCACACCAUACAAGUACAUUGGGGGAAAAUUCCUGCAGCCGAUUGUGGACAGAUUCUACAAGAACGAAAAGUUCUGGGAGCGGAGAUGGGACUUGUACUCUGUUCGCGUGCCAAAACAUAUCUUAUGCAUGCCUUUUCUUUUUACCCCGGCAUCACAGGCCCAGGCGCUUAUCGAUGAAAUUAACGCAGAGUUUGGCUGCGAUAUCAGCCUCCCACUUGAGGAAGAAGCAGGGUUGAUCGUUCCAUUUACCCCUGACGGGACCCCCCAACCCAAGUACAUAGGAACUUCUACCACCCACGAGAUGAAACGCCAACUACAGAAAGAUGCUACCAUAUGGUGUAGUGAGAAUCCUAUCGAGUUACCGAAAGAAGAAGACGACGAAACUUUUGCCCAAUUCUGCAAAAGAAUGAAGAUCGUGUAUGAUGUCAAGUACAAAAAGCACAAGGGGACGAACAUAGGCGACGGGAAACAAGUGUAUAAAAUCCGCCGCUGGCACCGUCAGCUAAAACGAACUCAGUGCUAUCUGGGGCUGCGUCCUCGAAUUGCUCGAUGUGCUUCCAGGAAGACCCAGAUUGUUGAUAAUGCAACUUCUACACCCGCUAAGCCAGCAUUGGAACAGCAGCAGCAGCAACAGCAAGAGCAACAAGAGCAGACUAAUGAGGCUGCUACUGUUGCAAUUGGAACAGUUCUGGACCCGCUCGAUGUCGAAAGCCCAGCUCCCUUUGCGUUUGCAGAUGAGCCCAUCUUCAUCUGUAUCGACCUUGAGGCUAAUGAACGCAACCAUGCCCAGAUCACUGAGGUUGGAGUUUCUACUUUGGAUACCCUGGACUUGGUGGGAGUUCCACCGGGAGAAGGAGGCCGUAACUGGAUGAGCAAAAUCCGAUCCCGGCAUUUCCGCGUUGCUGAAUAUAAACAUUUCAGAAAUAAGAAGUUCGUACAGGGUUGUCCUGAUGAUUUCGCGUUCGGGAGCAGCGAGUUUGUUCGUCGCGUGUGUCUUCCCCAAGUGGUUGACGCAUGCUUCAAACCACCAUACUCUGGCCAUAUUGCCUAUAAUCAGCAACCGGUAAGUAUCGUUGUUGAGCCUCACCGUCCUUCAGCCGUUUACUUAUACCAGCUACAGAAAGACGGUUCCCAGGAACGCAGACGUCAAUCUCGUUCGCGGCAUUCUAGAGGAAGAAAUAGAAACCAGUCCCAAUCGCCAGAGGGAGGCGUCAAAUUGCCAUCCGAGCCCAGUAACUCCCCUGGGAAGAGAGGGCGGAGCAGACGGCGCAAACAAUGGUCUCCCUCUCCCGGCACAGAGCCCAGCUCCUCUCGAUCCCCUGGCCAACAACACCAACGACAUCCAGCCCGGACUCCAAGCCCAACCAUACCAGAAUAUAAAAUGAGACCACGCAAGCUCAUCCUGGUCGGCCACGCCUUGAACGGCGAUAUCAAAAACCUGUCCAAUAUAGGCUGUGACUUCUUCGACAUAGAAACGUACCGCGAGCGGUCCGGCGACGAAUUCUCGACACUAUCAAAAUUUCACGACGCAGCGGAUACAGCUAACCUCCACCGCAUAUUAAAACGUGACUACGAUCCUCCCGGCCUGAAGGACAUCUUGAAGGACCUGGACAUCAUGCCCUGGCACCUCCACAACGCCGGCAACGAUGCACGCUACACUCUCGAGGCGGCGGUGGGUAUAGCCGUCCAGAUCACCAAAGCUGAAGCCAGGGCUGAGAGCGAGCGUGAUGCCAUUCGGUUUAGAGAAUAUCCAGACAGCGAAAACCCUUCCGUGGUGGUUUCACCUCGGUCAAGCGACGAGGAUCUGCAUCGGCGCCGGGAAGUGGAGCGCCUAGCUAAAAAGCCGCGGCGCAAGCGGCGCAAGAAGGACUCCGAAAUCGAGAUUGAGUGUGAUAUAUGGGAGGAUGGGAUGGGCUGGGGUGCGCCUCGGAAUAGGCAGAAAGACGACAUGGACGGCGGCCUGCCGUCCGACGUGGAGUACCCAAUCAAUUAAUACCCCUGCUCUUGUCUACUGCAUUUACUAUUUACUACUGACCUGACGAUGGACGGAUUAACGUCCCUUUACUUUCUAUUGUCGAUAUCUUUAUUACUUACUUUACUUAACUAGUCACCCUGGACAGUGAGACGGCAUAUUCGCCCUCACAUACCCAAAGAACUAAUUAGAUAGAAC